Lolium rigidum is the source of this 1928-nucleotide messenger RNA. Its product is annotated as vacuolar cation/proton exchanger 1a-like. The record is from RefSeq and is a predicted model, not a curated record. Bases 154 to 1545 code for a protein of 463 amino acids. Gene Ontology annotation, cellular component: plant-type vacuole membrane. The transcript has 9 exons. Gene Ontology annotation, molecular function: calcium:proton antiporter activity. Gene Ontology annotation, biological process: intracellular calcium ion homeostasis; calcium ion transmembrane transport. Lineage: Eukaryota; Viridiplantae; Streptophyta; Magnoliopsida; Poales; Poaceae.
CUCCUCCGCCCAUCUCGCACAGCACGACGCGAGGGUCGGACGUACUUGACGCGAGCCGACUAGGGUAGUCCAGGUAGAGACAAUUGCCCUCGUGGCGCCGCACUAGUUAGCUGCCACCCAAGUACACCGAUCCAGCCCUUCCUCCGCCCCGCCAUGGAUCACUCCGGAGCGGCGAUGAUGGAGGCGGGCGGCGCGCCGACGAGGAAGGAGUCCGGGCGCCUCCCGUCGCGGCACGGCAGCCACCCGCACGGCCACAGCGGGCUCGCCCGGACGGCGCACGGCAUGUCCUCCUCGUCGCUGCGCAAGAAGUCGGACGCCACGCUGGUGCGCAAGGUCCCCGUCGCCUCGCUCCGCCCGGUCCUGGCCAACCUCCAGGAGGUCCUCCUCGGCACCAAGCUCGCCGUGCUCUUCCUCGCCGUCCCGCUCGCCGUCGCCGCCCAGUGCUUCCGCUUCGGCCAGGUAUGGGUGUUCGCCCUUAGUCUAAUCGGCCUUGUUCCUCUCGCUGAGCGAGUUAGCUUCCUCACAGAGCAGCUUGCACUCUACACUGGCCCCACUAUCGGCGGGCUCCUGAACGCAACCUGCGGCAACGCGACGGAGCUCAUCAUCGCGCUGUUCGCGCUGGUGGAGGGUAAGAUCGAGGUUGUCAAGUGCUCGCUGCUCGGCUCCGUGCUCUCUAACCUGCUCCUCGUCCUUGGUACCUCCCUUUUCUGCGGCGGCAUCAAGAACCUCGGCUCCGAGCAGCCCUACGACAGGAAGCAAGCGGACGUGAACACGGGCCUGCUGGUCCUGGGCGUGCUGUGCCAGUCGCUGCCGCUGCUGCUCCGCUACGCGGUGAGCUCCGGCGAGCACGCCGUGGCCACUGACACCACGGUGCUGGAGCUAUCCCGGGCCUGCUGCUUCAUCAUGCUCCUCGCCUACGUCGCCUACCUCUUCUUCCAGCUCAAGACGCACCGCCAGCUCUUCGAGCCGCAGGAGGUGGAGGGCGGUGAGGAGGAGGAGGAGGAGGCCGUCCUCGGCUUCGGGAGCGCCCUCUUCUGGCUCAUCCUCAUGACCGUCGUCAUCGCAGUGCUCUCCGAGUACGUCGUCGGCACCAUCGAGCCCACCUCCAAGUCAUGGGGACUCUCCGUCAGCUUCAUCAGCAUCAUCCUGCUCCCCAUCGUUGGCAACGCCGCGGAGCACGCCGGAGCCAUCAUCUUCGCGCUCAAGAACAAGCUCGACAUCACCCUCGGGGUGGCCUUGGGGUCGGCGACACAGAUCUCCAUGUUCGUGGUGCCAUUGAGUGUCCUUGUCGCUUGGAUCAUGGGCAUCCAGAUGGAUCUCGACUUCAAGCUGCUAGAGACCGGCUCCCUGUUCAUCUCGGUGCUAGUUACAGCAUUCACCCUCCAGGAUGGCACAUCGCAUUACCUCAAGGGGGUCCUCCUCCUCCUGUGCUACGUUGUCAUCGGCGCUUGCUUCUUCGUUACCAGACAACCAGCACAUAAUGCAAACAGCAACGGCAUCCUGCUAGAUGUACCAAUGGGUCCCAUGAACGUCCAGAUCGCAUAAGUGAUCGACAGAGGCCUGCCUGAACAAACCAGCAUCCGUGCAAGACCGAACGGGGACUGUUCGAGCCUGUAGCCACCAAAAGACUAUACCUAUCUUCUGUGCGCAUAAUUUGAUCUUGAUGAGCCAAGGAAGAUCCAUGAGGAGAAUUCCCCAUAUUCAGAAUCUCAUCCAGUAGGACCGUUGAGUAAUUGUUGCGUGAAACGUAUGCCAAUCGGCAAGAUAUGUUUAUUUUAUUUUCGAAUAUUAUUGUACUAGUAAUUUUCUUUGCCUCUUAAAUUGUUUAGACUAUUCGUCCAGCAAUAAGGUUAGCUCAUAUUACUUGUCUUAGCCAUAUGUACUCGGCGUUGGCGAGUUGUUCAUUUAUGCAGAUCAGUAUGAUAGUA